UUUGUUGCAGUAUAUGCAUUAGCUGUUGUCUGUGUUCAGUUUCCUGCAGACUGACAAAGUGGGAGGGGCUUUGUUUGAUACAUAGCUGAGUUUUCACUGUGUGAGUUCUUGAGUGCAUAUUGCAGCCAUCUUAAUUACACUUUAGUGCAACUGAGACAGUGCAGCUGUCUCAAAAUGGCUGCUGACCUAGCCUUUGUAGCUGCUUAGGCAGCAACUGUGCCAGUGAGGAGACUUGGCACAUGCACCAGGACCAAAGAUUCAAAAUGGAUAGUAUAGAAGAACCUCAGAAAAAAGUCUUUAAGGCUCGAAAAACAAUGAGAGUGAGUGAUCGUCAGCAACUUGAAGCAGUGUACAAGGUCAAAGAAGAACUGUUGAAAGCUGAUGUCAAGCUUGUAAAUGGCAACCAUGAAAAUGGAGAUUUGGACCCAACCUCACCUUUGGAAAAUACGGAUUAUGUUAAUGACAAGGAGGAGGUGAAUGGCAUUGAAGAGCUUUGUUUUGACCCUGAAAAAAGUAAAUCAGAAUGGAAAGAAGCCUCUUGUACCUUAAAUGUUAAUAUAAAAAACAAGCAGGAUGAUGAUUUAAAGCAUGAAACUUCGUCUCCUAAUAGUAUAGCUCCUGAGCUAGUCUGUAAACUGACUCCUGAACCAGCUUCUGAGGAGCCAGCCUCUGUUGAUCUGGCUAUGGGAGAUCCAGCCUCUGGAGAUUCAGCCCCUGAUGGUCUGGCCUCUGAAGUAUUAACCUCUGGUGAUCCUGCCUCUAGCAAUCCCACCUCUGGUGAUCCCACCUCUGGCAAUUCUACCUCUGGUGAUAUCACCUCUGGUGAAAUAGUCUCUGGUGAAACAGUCUCCAGUGAACCAUUCCCUGGUGAAUUGGUCUCUGGUGAAUUGGUCCCUGAUGAAUCAGUCUCUGGCGAACCAAUCUCCAGUGAUCCAGCCUCUGGUGAUUCAGCUUCUGGUGACCUGUCUUCUGGAGCACUGGCCUCUGAUGAUCCGGCCUCUGGUGAUCCAUCUUCUGGUGAUCCACCCUCUGGUGAUCCAGCCUCCAGUGAUCUGGCCUCUGAUGAACCCACUUCUGAUGAACUGGCUUCAGAAUCAGCUUUUGAUCCCAUCUUUGAACCAAGUUCUUUAUCAGUUUGUGAAGCUGUUCCUGAUACUGACAGUACCGAGCCUAGUAGUAAUAAAGGUGAUGAUUUUCUGGAAAAAAAUGGGGAUGAUGAAAAGUUAGACCAGAUUUUUUCAUUUGAUGAGAAAAACAAAGCUGAUAGUAAUAUCGAUGCUGAUGACGAAACCCUAGAAACAGAUGAUACAGUUAUUUGUUCAGAUCUACCUCCUGAAAAUGAAAAGAAGUUAAAGGAAGAUGCUGUUACAGAACCUGCUCUUGGAGAGGAGGCUAUAUCUAGCAGUAUGGAAAUUGACCAAAGUGAAAAGAAUGAAGAUGAAAAUUCUGCAGACCUUGCAGAAACCAUUAGUGAAAAUGUUACAAAAGAUGACAAAAAUGAUAUUGCCUUGGAAAAUACAGAUUCUAUGGAGACAGAUGAAAUUAUUCCUAUUUUAGAAAAGCUUGCACCAGCUGAAGAUGAACUUACUUGCUUUCCUAAAACUUCUCUCCUUCCAAUUGAUGAGACAAAUCCAGAUUUGGAAGAGAAGAUGGAAGGUUCUUUUGGUUCACCAUCUAAACAAGAAAGCAGUGAGAGUUUGCCAAAAGAAGCCUUUUUGGUCCUCUCUGAUGAAGAGGAUCUUUCUGGCGAAAAAGAGGAGUCUGAAGUUAUAUCACAAAAUGAAACAUGCUGUCCAGCAGAAGUAGAAACUAAUGGAAAGGAUAGCAAACCUGAGGAAGAAGAACAAGUAAUAAAUGAAGAUGAAAGACCUUCUGAGAAAAGUGAAUUUUCCAGAAGAAAACGUUCUAAAUCAGAGGACAUGGACAAUGUACAGUCCAAACGUCGUCGAUAUAUGGAAGAUGAAUAUGAAGCAGAAUUUCAAGUAAAGAUUACCGCCAAAGGAGAUAUUAACCAGAAGCUACAAAAGGUUGUACAAUGGUUGCUGGAAGAAAAAUUGUGUGCACUACAGUGUGCUGUAUUUGAUAAGACUUUGGCAGAAUUGAAAACACGAGUUGAAAAGAUUGAAUGUAACAAGAGGCAUAAAACAGUUAUUACGGAACUACAGGCCAAGAUAGCCAGGUUAACCAAACGCUUUGGAGCAGCCAAAGAAGAUCUUAAGAAAAGACAAGAAAAUCCACCAAACCCACCAGUAUCACCAGGAAAGUCUGUAGUUGAUGUCAACAGCAAUAACAACAAUGUGCCAUACAGAAAUGCAGGCACAGUGAGACAGAUGCUGGAGUCCAAAAGGAAUGUAAGUGAGAGUGCACCACCAACCUUUCCAACCCCUGUGAAUACAGUAUCUUCAGCCAGUCUUGUCACUCCUCCAACAGUUGUCAGUAGUCAACCUAAAUUGCAGACUCCAGUGACUUCUGGUUCUCUGACAGCAACGUCAGUUCUUCCUGCACCCAACACUGCUACAGUAGUUGCUACUACUCAGGUGCCUAGUGGAAAUCCCCAACCUACAAUCUCUUUACAACCUUUGCCAGUGAUUUUGCAUGUACCUGUUGCGGUGUCCUCCCAGCCUCAACUCCUACAGAGCCAUCCAGGGACUUUAGUGACCAACCAACCAUCUGGCAACGUUGAGUUCAUUUCUGUACAAAGCCCACCUACAGUGAGUGGUCUUACCAAAAAUCCAGUAUCCUUGCCAGCCUUGCCAAACCCCACUAAACCAAACAAUGUUCCUUCUGUGGCCAGUCCUAGUAUUCAAAGGAACUCUCCUGCCAGUGCUGCACCAUUAGGAACAACACUUGCUGUACAGGCUGUUCCAACAGCACACUCUAUUGUACAAGCCACAAGGACUUCCUUACCUACAGUAGGUCCAUCAGGACUCUAUAGUCCAUCAAAUAACCGAGGUCCUAUACAGAUGAAAAUUCCAAUCUCUGCUUUUAGUACUUCAUCGCCUGCAGAACAGAGCACUGCUACCCCAAGAAUUGAAAACCAGACAAACAAAACAAUAGAUACUUCUGUUAAUAAGAAAGUAGCUGAUAGCACAUCACAGAGUGGAAAAGCCACAGGCAGUGAUUCAGGUGGUGUCAUUGAUCUCACAAUGGAUGAUGAAGAGAGUGGAGCUUCACAAGACCCUAAAAAGCUAAACCAUACCCCUGUGUCAACCAUGGGCUCUUCUCAGCCUGUGUCUCGACCAUUGCAACCCAUCCAGCCAGCACCACCUCUUCAGCCAUCUGGGGUGCCAACAAGUGGACCAUCUCAGACAACCAUACAUUUACUUCCCACAGCUCCCACCACCGUGAAUGUAACACAUCGUCCAGUAACUCAGGUGACCACAAGACUCCCUGUACCGAGAGCUCCUGCAAACCACCAAGUGGUUUAUACAACUCUCCCAGCACCACCAGCUCAGGCUCCCCUUCGAGGAACUGUUAUGCAAGCUCCUGCUGUUCGGCAGGUCAAUCCCCCAAAUAGUGUCACUGUUCGAGUGCCUCAAGCAACUACAUAUGUUGUAAACAACGGACUAACCCUGGGAUCAACAGGACCUCAGCUCACAGUGCAUCACCGACCACCACAAGUGCAUACUGAGCCCCCACGCCCUGUACACCCAGCACCCUUACCAGAAGCCCCACAGCCACAGCGUCUGCCCCCAGAAGCUGCCAGCACAUCUCUGCCUCAGAAGCCACACUUGAAGUUAGCACGAGUUCAGAGUCAAAAUGGCAUUGUACUAUCCUGGAGUGUCCUGGAGGUAGAUCGAAGCUGUGCCACUGUUGACAGCUACCAUCUCUACGCUUACCAUGAGGAACCCAGUGCCACUGUGCCCUCACAGUGGAAAAAGAUUGGUGAAGUAAAGGCACUUCCCUUGCCCAUGGCAUGCACUCUCACCCAGUUUGUAUCUGGCAGCAAAUACUACUUUGCAGUACGAGCCAAGGAUAUUUAUGGACGUUUUGGACCUUUCUGUGAUCCUCAGUCAACAGAUGUGAUCUCUUCUUCCCAGAGCAGUUAAACCUUGGAGCCUUUAUCGCUUCCUCUUUCUGAGUUCCACUUUUUGGUCUUGUUUUAAUCUUGUGCAUGAUAUCCAUUGUAAAAUCCACAUUGUGCAAGAUUUCUUGGACAGAUGUGUAUAUACACUACAUUUGUUUAUAAUCAGAAGUAAAAUAAAUAGCCCAUAAAGCAAGAAUCUUUUCCUGGACAAUUGAAGCUUCAAGGUUUUGAAAUGUAAAUGUGCACCUUGCUUUAGUUUUAAGGCUGGGGAAUAUGUGUGGGUGUUUAUGUGUGUUUUUCCCUAUUUAUAUGUUUACUGCAGUGGAAUCUCCCAUUUCCAUUCUCACAUUUACCUCUCUUCAAGUAUAAAGUAAGUAGAUCAAGGGAUCCGAGGUAUGGUAUGUGGCAUGAUUUGCUUCUGAGGGAUCUGUAGGUUCAUAGCUAAAUGACUUAAACUGAAUCUGAACAAAACCCAAAGAAAGAAAAAAAAAAGCAAAAUGGUUAAAUAGUUUAAAAUAGGUUAAUUUGAACACAGGAAAGGAUCUGUUCAUCUUUUUUCUUUUCUUGGUUGUUAAUUAGGUGAAAAAGAUCUGCAUUGGCCCUUGUUUCCUAAUCUGGCUCUUACAUUUAUUUUGUGCCUUAAAGAUUAACUACAAAAAUAAACAUGACCAUUUGUCCAUUGUUGAUCUUCUCGUUCAGCCUUUUGCCCUUCAUUUCUCCUUCAUCUUUACUAAAUAUAGCACGUUCCCUUCAAGUCAAUUUUAAACCAAGGCUUUAGGGAUAUUCUUACCAGUGCGAUCACUAAAUUUAACUCUAAAAAUUGGACUCACUCUUUUCUUCUAAGAACAUAAGUGCUUUUAUGUUUGGUCACUAUUUGAAUUAACUGUAUAAAAUGGACUAAGAGAAGAAAGACCAUAUUGUAUAAGAAAAUUGUCCUUCAAACAUAUUGUAGAAUUUAUGUUCCAUACUGUGUUAAAGAUUAGGAAAACAGUGCUAGUUCACUUUAUCACCCAAAGUAUAGUAUUCUUUCAUAGGUAGUAAAAUUCACAAAAUACAGUGAGCUACAAUAUCAAAGGGAAAGUUUUAUUUCCUUAUUAUUCUCAUAUCAUUUUUUUGUUUGUUUUAACCUUUUAACUUUGUUUUGAUAGUGCCAAGUUUUGUCUGAUUUACCCUCUGUCAACUUGGGACAGAAUUUCAAGUAUAUCCUUUGGGGUUAUUUUAUGUAGCAAUUAGGUAAUCCUUUCUGUGCAUCUCUGUUCCUGUUGAGAGUUAAUCAAUUUCCAUUUAGAUCAUGGAUUUUCAGUAUGAGUGCCAGCUUUACCGGUAUCAGGUAGCUGUUCAGGUGUGGGUAGUUUAGGGCAGGAGAGAUGGGAUGAGUUUGGGGAUGAGAGUAUGGUUGGGAAUAGUUUGAAAGAAAUUCAUGGAGUUUGUGAAAUAGCUUUUCAAGUCUGAGAAUAAAUUCAUUUUUAAAUUUUUCUUGGGAUUAUAGGAGGGAGCUAUCCCUUUUAUUAAUGCUGCUUUGUUUGCAACUUCGGUAGCUUGUAAUGGGAAGCAUUAUAGUAAUGCUGUAAAGAAACUCUCAUUAGAGACUUCACUGGUCAAUAUAUUGUCACAUUAGGUGUAAAGUUUGAUUGAUGCUGAAGAAAGCCUACAAAUUGCCAAAAUGUAAGUGCUCCAGAACCUUCCUUUUACUUUCAGAAAAUGAGACCACAAUGAGAAUUGAAGUUUUCAUGAAUCCAAUUUGCCAACCAACUAACGUAGAUGUUACUCAUUCUAGGACUAACAAUGAUGGUAAAAGAAGUUGUCAGUGUCAUGCCAACGAAAAUUUGAAAAGGGAGAAAUUGAUAAUCUUCUAGAUGUGUAUGAACACCUCUCUAUAUCUGCAUGUGUAUAUGUUUUUAUCUACAAUAGUUGCGUUGCUGAUCAUGUGUUCAAGAUCAUUCCUGUCUACAGAAUGGAAAGCCCGUGUUCAAUUAAAAGUGUUCUUUAUUGGCCGGUUUUAUGGUCAUGUGAUGACAAUUUGCUUAUCUAGCCUAGAAAAACUUCCCUUGGUGAAUGUUUUUGUUUAUAUUCACUAAUUUUUUUUUUUUAAAGCUUUCAUAGCAUUAUAUAAUCAGGUGAAGAAAGCCCAGUAGAAUGAAAAUACAUUUUAGCCUAUACUGUGUCUUCUGUCAAACAAAAAUAAGUUCUCAAAUAGUAACCCUAAAAAUACAUUUACUACACCAAAAUAAAACUUUUUAUUCCAGAUGGUGGAAGGAAGGUACAAAGAGAGAGUGUAAUUAUUUGAGGAAAGUGUGUAUUAUGAGAUGCUCUCCUCAAAUUAGCAUGCCAUGGGAUUUAUAGGCAACAGCUAUACUGAAUUUACUGAAAGGUGCUAGGCUAGAACUAUAGGCAUUUAUUUUGGACAGGUUUUGUUGAUGAGCUCUGACUUUUGGUUUAUUUCCUUUGGGAGAGAGAUUGCAAGACUAUAUUGUAGCAGUUCACACUCCAUGGUACCUUUUCACAAAGUAUUACAGAUAAGUUUGAUUAUCCCAUUUUGGGAAUGCAAGUUUGCUACAGUUUAAGCCUGACAUUACCUGUGUAAGUAUUGCCUUAUUGGAAAUCCUGAAAGCUUCUGAUAUUUCCACCUAAAGUAUAGGAUGUUCAUAUGGCAUUUGAAGAUAAUGGUGAUGUUUGUUACUCUCUGUUUUGCACUUUAUCAGUAAUUUUCACCCUGUUUUAAGUGUGAGUAAGCCUCUUUUUAAAGUUACGUUCUUGCCAGUAAAUUUAUAAACUACAAAGACAACAUCUGUUGUUAACUGUUAACUUUCUGAGGUAACUAUAUCCCUGUUUCCCUGAACUCACUUUAAAAUAUGCAGAAUAUUGUGUACUGUUUACUACUGUACUACACAGUAGAUGUUCAUGAGAGAAGUGAAGAGUACAGCUUUCUUCCUUGAAAAGUACAUUUUAUUGGGAUGCCAUUUGCCUCACAGAGAGUGUUUCCCACUCGCCCCACCCCCAUUGCUGGAUAAUAAAUGAAAGAUUUAAUUGGGAAAUGUGACCAAAAGCAAGGAAUUUCGAAUUUUUGGUACAACUGUCUGCAAAAUUCCUUAGGCAGGCAGACUGCACUAUACAGUUCUCUUACUGUAUUGAGUAAGUGUUAACUUAGUUUUUGUCAUUUGCUCUUCUGCUUACAUUUUCCAAAUUAUUUAUGCAGCAAGGUGAAUGUUAAUAUUGCAUGAUAUGCAUUUAUCUUGUUCCACAAAUUUUCCAGUACUGUACAAGAUUAACAAAACAAUGCCUGUGGUAUCCUCUUCUCUUACUUUGAUACACUGUGAUUUUAACACAUUAGAGUACUGCAGAGACCUUCCAAGUGUUCUCCCCAACUUUCCUUCUUGGGCUAUUUCAGAAUCAUAUGAUUUAUUCAUUAUUUUAAUUUCUUUGUUGACCAGUUAUUGACUUGCUUUAUUCUAAUUUCCAGAAAAACCAUGCCCCAAUAUUGGAUUGUUGGAAAUAAUUCUAUCUAAAAUCAAUGCAGGAUUCUGCCUUCCCUUACUAUUUACUGAGUGAUGCCCCUCUCCCACUUUUUAAAAUUUUUGGACAAAAAGACCAACCUCAUGAAGUGUUUUCAUUAGUGUGGCAGACUUAGAUCUAAUUCCUAAAGUGCAUUCCCCUAGAGCCAGCCAAUGGGGAGGAAUGAUAAGACACGUUUUGUCUUCUUCAAAUAGUUUUAUCAUGCUACAUAAGGAUUUUGUUCUUGUUUUUGUUUUUUUAUUUGUAGAGUCAGCUAAGUACCCAUCAUUCAUACUUAAAUGCGGGGGGGGGGGGGGUUGUUUUUGUUUUGUUUGUAAAUAAGGUAACUGGGCAAUCAAACACCUUUUUGGGAUCCUGGCUUCAUUAUUUUCUCAGCCAUUUCAAAAAUUAAAUACAAAAAUAAAUCCUUUGUAGGAAACUUGCAUCCUGAUUUUUCUUUAUUGCAGUUGAAAGUGUAAAUAAUAAGACAAUGUAAGACCUUCCUAAUGUCUAAUAUAAACUGGGCUAUAGUGAGUUGCCCUAUUUUUAUUAGGUUUUGAAGGUUUUGUGUUUUUUUUUUUUUUCUUUUUUAAAUGUACAGUAGAGUGGUGUCUGUAUAAGUGUUAACUGUAGUGGGAUUUUGUCCAGCAAGCCUGAAAUUUAUACUUUGAAAUAAACUACUGGGUUUUUA
Messenger RNA from Lutra lutra (Eurasian river otter), 8210 nucleotides. RefSeq names its product activating transcription factor 7 interacting protein (gene ATF7IP). Gene Ontology annotation, biological process: regulation of DNA-templated transcription. Gene Ontology annotation, molecular function: protein binding; transcription coregulator activity. The record is from RefSeq and is a predicted model, not a curated record. Lineage: Eukaryota; Metazoa; Chordata; Mammalia; Carnivora; Mustelidae. Gene Ontology annotation, cellular component: transcription regulator complex; nucleus. The transcript has 15 exons. The coding region runs from base 240 to 4049 and encodes 1269 amino acids.